CGCCAAACAUUCCUGCGCGCCUGCCCGCCUUUGGCAGGGGGGUCCCGGGCGGAGACUAGGACGUGGCUUGCGUGCGUGCGUGAGUGAGUGAGUGCGCGUGCGCGUAGGCAUUGGACGAGGUGGCCGGGUCCACGUGCGGCGCUGCCCGGGACCCUGUGGACCCCUGCUGCUUGCAUGACCCAGGCGGCUGCAUGACCCCCGACACCCUGGCGCCGGCGCCCAGCCCGGAGCGGCCCGAUCGGGCUCCCUAAGUCCCGCUGCGUCCGCUGCAGCCGCGCAUUGCCAUGGUGACUGUGGGCAACUACUGCGAGGCCGAAGGGCCCUUAGCCCCGGCCUGGGCCCAAGGCGGCCUGACCCCUUGCUUCUUCUUCACCCUCGUGCCCUCGGCUCUGCUCGCCCUGGCAGCCCUGGCCUUGGUGCUGGCCCUGCCCUGCAAGCGUGGCCGAGAACGCCUGGGAGGCACGGACGCGCUGACUUGGGGAGCUGGCCCGCGCUUCGCUCCCUACGUGCUGCAGUUGCUGCUGGCCACGCUGCAGACAGUGCUGCCCCUUGCCAUCUUGGCUGGGCGCUUGGGCACCGCCCGGGGAGCCCCGCUGCCGGGCUACGUCCUGCAGGCCUCCGUGCUGGAGACGCUGGCCAGCUCCUGCGGCCUAGGGCUGCUCGUGGUGGACCGGAGACAGGCGCGACAGAAGCUCGCCAUGGGCGUCUGGAUCAAGUUCAGGCACAACCCCGGUUUGCUGCUUCUCUGGACGGUGGCGUUUGCAGCCGAGAACUUGGCUUUGGUGUCUUGGAACAGUCCUCAGUGGUGGUGGGCAAGGAGGGACCUGGGCCAGCAGGUUCGGUUUAGCCUAUGGGUGCUGCGGUAUGUUGUCUCUGGAGGACUAUUCGUCCUGGGGCUCUGGGCCCCUGGGCUUCGCCCCCAGUCCUACACUUUGCGAGUCAAUGAAGAGGAUCAGGAUGCAGAGAGGAUCCAGGUUCCCUCCACAGACAGGGCAGGUCCUUCCACCUGGCGUGACCUGGGCAAGAAGCUCAGCCUGCUGAGCGGUUACCUGUGGCCCCGGGGAAGCCCAGCUCUGCAGCUUGUUGUGGUCAUCUGCCUGGGGCUCAUGGGGCUGGACCGGGGACUCAACGUGUUGGUGCCCAUCUUCUACAGGGACAUAGUGAACCAGCUCACCGAGAAAGCCCCAUGGCAUACCCUGGCCUGGACCGUCAGUACAUAUGUCUUCCUCAAGUUCCUACAAGGCGGUGGCACGGGCAGUACAGGCUUUGUGAGCAACCUGCGGACGUUCCUGUGGAUUCGGGUGCAACAGUACACAUCGCGCCGGGUGGAGCUGCGCCUCUUCUCACACCUACACGAGCUCUCGCUGCGCUGGCACCUAGGGCGCCGCACCGGAGAGGUGCUGCGCAUUGUGGACCGAGGCACAUCCAGUGUCACGGGACUGCUCAGCUACCUGGUGUUCAAUGUUCUCCCCACGCUAGCCGACAUUAUCAUUGGCAUCAUCUACUUCAGCAUGUUCUUCAAUGCCUGGUUUGGCCUCAUCGUGUUCCUCUGCAUGAGCCUUUACCUUGUGCUGACCAUCGUGGUCACGGAGUGGAGAACCAAGUUCCGGCGUGCAAUGAACACGCAGGAGAAUGUCACACGAGCCCGAGCCGUGGACUCUCUGCUAAACUUCGAGACGGUGAAGUACUACAAUGCAGAGGGCUAUGAAGUAGAUCGCUACCGAGAGGCCAUCAUCAAAUACCAGGAUCUGGAGUGGAAGUCUAGCGCAUCCCUGGUUUUGCUAAAUCAGACCCAGAACCUGGUGAUUGGUCUGGGGCUCCUGGCUGGCUCCCUACUCUGUGCCUACUUUGUCAGUGAGCAGAAGCUGCAGGUUGGGGACUUUGUGCUCUUUGGCACCUACAUCAUCCAGCUCUAUAUGCCCCUCAACUGGUUUGGCACCUACUACAGGAUGAUCCAGACCAACUUCAUUGACAUGGAGAAUAUGUUCGACCUGCUCAAGGAGGAGACAGAAGUGAAGGACCUUCCUGGGGCAGGCCCGCUGCACUUCCAGAGUGGCCGGAUUGAGUUUGAGAAUGUGCAUUUUAGCUAUAAGGAUGGGCGGGAGACGCUCCGGGACGUGUCCUUCACUGUGAUGCCAGGACAGACGCUGGCCCUGGUGGGCCCCUCAGGAGCUGGGAAGAGCACAGUCCUUCGUCUGCUCUUUCGCUUCUAUGACAUAAGUGCUGGCUGCAUCCGGGUUGAUGGGCAGGACAUUUCACAGGUGACGCAGAUGUCUCUCAGAUCUCAUAUCGGCGUCGUGCCUCAGGACACUGUCCUCUUCAAUGACACCAUCGCUGACAAUAUCCGCUAUGGCCGUGUCAGCGCUGGGGACGCCGAGGUAGAGGCAGCUGCUCGGGCCGCAGGCAUCCACGACGCCAUCCUAGCUUUCCCUGAUGGAUAUAAGACACAGGUGGGUGAGCGGGGACUGAAGCUGAGUGGGGGAGAGAAGCAGCGUGUGGCCAUUGCACGCACCAUCCUCAAGGCCCCGGACAUCAUCCUGCUGGACGAGGCGACAUCAGCGCUGGACACCUCUAACGAGAGGGCCAUCCAAGCUUCUCUGGCCAAAGUCUGCGCCAAUCGCACCACCAUUGUGGUGGCACACAGGCUCUCCACUGUGAUCCACGCGGACCAGAUCCUGGUCAUCAGAGACGGCUGCAUCGUGGAGCGAGGCCGACACGAGGCCCUACUGUCACAAGGAGGCUUGUAUGCGGAAAUGUGGCAGCUGCAGCAGCAGGGGCAAGAAGAUACCUCCGAAGACCCCCAGACCCAGACCCAGGAAACGUGACAUAAGUGGAGCUGCUUCCCUUGGGGGAGGGGGCCAAGCUGGGAGGUGGGUGUACCUGUUACCUCAGCUGGUGGUGCUAAUGAGACCAUUCAGGAAACACUCAGAUAAGUAAAUAAAAGCUUGGACUGACGGUCA
Molecule: messenger RNA, 2960 nt
Organism: Suncus etruscus (white-toothed pygmy shrew)
Lineage: Eukaryota; Metazoa; Chordata; Mammalia; Eulipotyphla; Soricidae
Gene: ABCB6
Product: ATP binding cassette subfamily B member 6 (Langereis blood group)
Exons: 19
Coding region: 285-2825 (846 amino acids)
Biological process (GO): heme transport; transmembrane transport
Cellular component (GO): membrane
Molecular function (GO): ATP hydrolysis activity; ABC-type heme transporter activity; ATP binding
Source: RefSeq, a predicted model, not a curated record